CGCACGCUCGGAGCAUCACGCGCCUAUAUACAUACAUAUUUACUCUGAUAUCGACGCGCUUGGACGUUACAGCUUAAUUUAACGCUUUGUUUAUUAUCAUGCCACGCGAUAAGUUACGGGCGAACGAACGUGACAGGUUCUUUUAAAGAUCUCGAAGGAUCGGGAAUCUUUCCGACGGCCGUCGGAAAGGCAACCGUCUUUGGUUGUUGCCACUCAACCUGCAGUUUCCCCCCAUCCCUUCUCCUGGGUAUCGCGCGAUAACAACGACUGAUACUGACUAUUACUGACCGAUGUCAGUAACUUGCAGUAACUCGCGUGCGUGCAACGUGUCUCGAUCGAUUUUGAUCAAAUGCCAAAUGUGACAAUCUAAGCUCAUCUCUUUUCGUCGCGCGACAUUCACAUUCCGAUGUCGGCCGUUCCUCGGCGGCUCGCUUUUGCUUGGGAAUAAGGUUAGAGCGAGCCUCAGGUUGACGCCGUUGCGACGUAAUAACGCGCGUUUCGGAGAAAGCGGCGGAUUUGCUUUUCUCUGCGAGAUGGGGACGAAGAUUUGCCCCGGGAUCUGAUGGUUCUCCCUUUCGCGAAUCGUACCAGAGCGGCCGCGCGCGAUCACGAAUCUCAGGCGUGUUUGAUGUCAACGUAACAUUUGUGGACGAUGGACGGAGAGGAUUCCGUGGACGUGGACGUGGACGUCGACGCGGAUGUUGACGUAGACGUGGACGUGGACCCGCGGGAGCUGCACGAGACCCUCCAAACGUACAGGAAGCUCGCCGACGAUUUUGCCAACCACGACACGAUUCUGAAGGACAAGACGGUCUUAUCGUACAUAGCGUACGUCUUAGAAGUACCUGAUGUAGAUGUGGUUACCUUAGCUCUGGACAUUCUGGAGAUAUUUGUUAAGAAUGUAGACAAUUAUAUACAUAUAACGUCCACCUUUGGCGUGCGCGAAUCUCUGGACGCGAUUAUCAACAAGUACAGCUUGAGCGAACCAAAAUUAGCCAGUCGGGCGCAGCACGUCAAAGAUGACAUAGAGCGUAUGAAGCCGCCUAUAUAUAACUUGCGCAGUCGUUGCAGGCGAGUUAUAGAGCCCAAAAAGUUGAGGACACACGUAAUAGUUUUACACGUUCAAGGUUUAUUACCGGAAACUCGUGCCGAGCUGGAAUCGAUAUUGAUAAGAAUCGAAGGUCUCGUUUCGCUUGUUGUCGACGUAGAGCAUCAGCGUGUAACUAUGCGCACCUUGAGUUACGUCACCGCGAAACAGAUUGCGGAAGCGAUUGAGAGACAUGCGGAUAACAUGGAAGCGAGAUUGGUUACGAGGAACAAAUUUAAUCAAGAAUUCCUCGUGAAACUGAUACAGGAAGGCGAUACGGACAGCGAAGGAUUGCCCGAUUAUUUACCCGAGGAAGAGGAAGAAGAUGAUAAGGAGGGAGUUGUGUCACUAUUUACCGGUUUAAAACAAAGCGCUUCAUCCCUAUAUAAAUCUACCACCGAGUUUCUAAGUAGUUCGUUCUAUUGGUAGAAUUUCUAACUUCAACGGAGAUUGUCGUAAUUUGUGACUGUUGUAAUUAGAAUUUUAUUUAUUUGAAAUUAAUUGUUCAUUUAUCUGUUCAAAGAAAGGCUGGAAACAAUUCGUGUGUGUGUGUGUAGAUAGAGUACAUUACCUCAAUAGAUAUAUAUCAAAGAGAAAGACUUAUGCUUUUUAGCAGUAAUCAUGAUUAAUUAAAUCUCUAAUUGUUUAAGAAUUUCACACUCAUUUAAUACAUUCAUAAAUAACAAUGAUUAAAGGGAGUAAAGUUAAUUGACUUUUACGACGUACAGUAAUACUUUGUACUCGUCGUCUGUCUCUCAAUAGAAAAUUAACAUGUACAAACAGACUUCUGAGUUUUAAUGUCUAUAUUUGUAAAAAGAAGACACGUAUGUUUUACAUGUAUUUGUGUACAAAAUUAACUUUAUUUUUUGUACUUUAACAGCUAUGCAUGCUUUAUCUUGUGACUUAAUAUAUGUAAAGCAAUUAUGUACACAUGCAAAUUAUAUUACGAUCUCAGAGACUUCUAAUCGAAUUUGACUAUAUUAACGUGUAAAUACGUAAAUUCCAAUAAGUGCUACGUAUGCACUAAAGAUCUAAUUACCAAAUCUUAUUCACGUAAAUGAGAUUUCGUUAUAAAAGCUUCUAAUGUAAAAUGUUAGAUUAGAUGUAGAUAUUAAAUGUAUGUGAUAUGACUUUCAAGCCAUAAUACAGCUUUUGCAAUCGAAUAAAAAUAAAACGAAAGAAUUUUGAUAUUUAAUUUUUCAAUAAUCGUUUUAAAAAAAUCUUAUAGAAUCAUUGAAAAAACAUUUUGUAAACGAUAUUUAAAAUACCCUUUCGAAUCUUGUUAUGUUCUAUGUUUUUAGCUGCACACAUAAUAAUCUCUACACACGACGCAAUAUAUACUGUUUGGAUUUGUACAAAGAACGAAAUAUAAAAUGUUGUGUAAAUCAA
Molecule: messenger RNA, 2476 nt
Organism: Temnothorax curvispinosus
Lineage: Eukaryota; Metazoa; Arthropoda; Insecta; Hymenoptera; Formicidae
Product: armadillo repeat-containing protein 1-like
Exons: 4
Coding region: 653-1516 (287 amino acids)
Source: RefSeq, a predicted model, not a curated record